UAAUCUUUUAUUUUUUGAUUUUUAAGGAAUGGUGAAGAUGAAUGUUUUAAAUGAUUGUUUACGUUCAAUCGUAAAUGCUGAAAGGUUUAAAAAGAGAAUAAAUAUAAUUAUAGAUAAGGAAGAAAACAAGUAUUAAUUAGACCUACAUCAAAACUGGUAGUGAAAUUCUUAUAAGUGAUGUAAAGACAUGGUUAUAUUGGAGAAUUUGAAAUAGUAGAUGAUCAUAGAAGUGGAAAAAUUGUAGUAGAAUUAUUAGGUAAUUAAUAAACUUAAACAAAAAAAGGUCGUAUUAAUAAAUGUGGAGUAAUCUCUCCUCGUUAUGAUGUUACUUUAGGUGAAUUUGAAAGAUGGGCUAAUAAUAUACUCCCAGCUAGACAAUUUGGAUGUGUAGUGCUUACAACUAAUGUUGGUAUACUUACACAUGAAGAAGCAAGAUAAAGACACAUAGGAGGUAAAAUCUUAGGUUUCUUUUAUUGAUAUAUUUACACAAGUACAAUAUAUAUAUUUAAUAUCAAUC
Molecule: messenger RNA, 517 nt
Organism: Paramecium sonneborni
Lineage: Eukaryota; Ciliophora; Oligohymenophorea; Peniculida; Parameciidae
Source: the annotation of a GenBank genome assembly